GUGGCCGCAGUUGCUCCACCAGCACUCUCUGAAAAAUCUCUAAAAAGGCUCUCAACAAACUGUUGCACGUGUUGUUAAUUCAGUUUCUUGUGUUUUCUUUCAAAACCUAUUUAAAGUAAUUGGAAAAAACGAAAAAUAUUGAAAAUGGGUUGCGCUACUGGAACCAUAAAGUACUCCUUGUUUCUGUUCAAUAUACUUUGGGGGAUUCUGGGCAUUGUGGUCAUAAUAUUCGGUGGCCUCGGUUGGGGUGCCAUGCCAAAUGAAUUUGCCAUUGGCAUUCUGGUACUUGGCAGUGUAAUUCUAUUGAUUUCCCUCUUCGGUUGCUGCGGUGCAAUACGCGAAUCGCCGCGAAUGCUUUGGACGUAUGUUACAUUUUUGCUGAUCUUAUUGGGUCUUACUGUGGCAUUUAUCAUACUGAAUCCAAGGGAUGUCUUUAAGAAAUAUGCCCUGAAUGUUGUGGAGAAGCAAUGGGAGCUAGAACAAACUAAACCUGGUAGCAUGGAUGUCGUGCAGUCAACGUAUCUUUGCUGUGGACGCAAUAGUGCUCAGGACUAUCUUAAUAUCAGCCAUUGGAAUGAUAGUGUGCCAGCUAGUUGUUGCAAGGACAACAAUUGUGUGAAUCCUUUGAACCUUUAUACGACCGGUUGCUUGACCAAAGUGGAGGAGGCUUUCGACGAUGAGGCCAAAACAUCACGUUACUUUGAAUGGACUGUACUUGGUUUUGAUUUGGUGAUACUUCUGCUGGCAUUCAUUCUGGCCGUACACUAUACGAAUCGCAGACGUCGCUAUAAUUAUUAAUAACUUUCGUUAAAUUUAGUGUUAUUUAAGCUUAAGUACUUAAACCAAGUCUCACAAUGUCUAAGUGUCACCCAAGUACCUUUUGCUUUACUCAUGUGUUCACUUGCCAAGCAAACUGUGAAAAUUUUUGUAUUAAACAUUACUCCAUGAGAGAGGAAA
Messenger RNA from Drosophila willistoni, 957 nucleotides. RefSeq names its product protein late bloomer. Lineage: Eukaryota; Metazoa; Arthropoda; Insecta; Diptera; Drosophilidae. The coding region runs from base 145 to 798 and encodes 217 amino acids. Gene Ontology annotation, cellular component: membrane. The transcript has 5 exons. The record is from RefSeq and is a predicted model, not a curated record.